AUGUCCUUCUCAGGGACGCUCUCUCCUGGCAGCAUGUGCAAAGUCCGUGUCAAAUGUGGGGGUGUCCUCUCGGCCCCUUCCGGAAACUUCUCCAGCCCCAACUUCCCCCGGCUGUACCCCUAUGACACCGAGUGCAGCUGGCUCAUUGUGGUGGCUGAGGGCUCCUCCGUGCUGCUCACCUUCCACGCCUUCGACCUGGAGUUCCAUGACACCUGCAGCUUCGACUUCCUGGAGAUCUACAACGGGGCCUCCGGAGACCGGGGUAACCUGCUGGGGAGGUUCUGCGGCCAGGUGCCCCCGCCACCCUUCUCCUCCUCCUGGCAUGUCCUGUCGGUCAUCUUCCACUCGGACAAGCACGUGGCCAGCCGUGGCUUUUCCGCAGGCUACCAGAAAGAUGUGUGCGGCGGCGUCCUGACGGGCCUCUCAGGCGUCCUCACCAGCCCAGAGUACCCCAACAACUACCCCAACAACGUAGAGUGCCGCUGGGUGAUCCGAGCCACGGGCCCCGCCACCAUCAAGCUGGUGUUCACGGACUUCCAGGUGGAGGGCAGCGAGGAGUGUCCCUACGACUACGUGGCCGUGCUCGGGGCCCCCGGGCCCGCCCAAGGACACCACUACUGCGGGAGUGCCCAGCCCCCCGCCCUCAUGUCCCAGGGCCACGAGCUGCAGGUGGUCUUCAAGUCCGACUUCAACAUCGGAGGCCGGGGCUUCAAGGCCUACUACUUCUCAGGAGAAUGCCAGGAGGUAUACACAGCCAUGCGGGGCAACUUCUCGAGCCCCCAGUACCCCAGCUCCUACCCCAACAACAUCCGCUGCCACUGGACCAUUCGCCUGCCUCCCGGCUACCGGGUCAAGGUCUUCUUCCUGGACCUGGACCUGGAGGGGCCCAACAGCCUGACGAGGACCUGCGACUUUGACCAUCUGGCGGUCUUCGAUGGGGCCAGCGAGGAGGCGCCCCUGCUGGGAAGUUGGUGUGGCCACCACCUGCCGGCACCCGUCACCUCCAGCCACCACCAGCUCUUGCUUCUGCUGCACACAGACCGCAGCGCCACCCGCAGGGGCUUCUCGGCGGCCUACAUUGGAGUGGUGCCCAUGAACGUCAGCUGUUCCCGCACGGACUUCCAGAUCCUGAUCUCAGCGCAGACCCUGGCCCCACUGGAGCGCACCAAGGUCUACCUGGGCAGCCGGAGCUGUGCCGCCCAGGAAGUUGGCAGCAACUUCAGGAUCCAGGCCCGCUUUGACACCUGUGGCACCGAGUCUCAGAGAAGGAACAACACCUCGGUGAUCGUCAGCGUGCUGUACAUCGACUUCUCAGCGGGCGACCGGGAGGACAUCCACGAGUACGAGGUCCUCUGUGAGCCGCGGCGCAAGGAGGCCGCUGUCCACCUGCGGUCUGGCUCCGCCUGGCUCCGCCCCUAUGCCGCCACGGCGGAGCACCUGCAGGAAGCCCCGCCCGGGGCCAAGGCCGAGGUGCUGGCGGGCGCCCUGGCCAUGGGGGCCCAGGACACCAGUGAUGUUGUCUUCCUGGGCCUGUGCAUCCUGGCUGGCGUGCUCAUGGUCAUUGCCAUUGUGGUCCUGAUGCUGCUGUGACGUUGGGCCUGGGGGUGGCUGGUGCAGCGCAGGGCAGGUGGUCCCUCGGGCAUCUUGUGAUUUUUGGCUGAGAUCUGACUCCCAAUUUCCAAGUCUCUCUCACUCUUUUAUUAUAAAUAAAUCAUUUUAUUGGGGGUUUUUCCAACUCUUA
Messenger RNA from Echinops telfairi (small Madagascar hedgehog), 1741 nucleotides. RefSeq names its product CUB domain containing protein 2 (gene CDCP2). The transcript has 6 exons. Bases 1 to 1590 code for a protein of 529 amino acids. Lineage: Eukaryota; Metazoa; Chordata; Mammalia; Afrosoricida; Tenrecidae. The record is from RefSeq and is a predicted model, not a curated record.